Penicillium malachiteum is the source of this 924-nucleotide messenger RNA. Its product is annotated as WW domain-containing protein. NCBI's taxonomy places the organism in Eukaryota, Fungi, Ascomycota, Eurotiomycetes, Eurotiales, Aspergillaceae. The record is from RefSeq and is a predicted model, not a curated record. Gene Ontology annotation, molecular function: protein binding. Bases 1 to 924 code for a protein of 307 amino acids. The transcript is spliced from 2 exons.
AUGUCAGCUCCAUUCACGCCACCACCCGGGCCACCACCACCUGCUGUUCCAGAGGGAUGGAAGGCCCAGUACGAUGAGCGCUAUCAAACAUGGUUCUACGUGCAUCUCGCUACCGGAAAGUCUCAAUGGGAAGUACCUGAAGCGCCGGCUUCUACAUCUGGAAUCAUACCUCCUGGCGACGCACCACCAUCCUACAAUCAAACGGGACCGGCCGACCCAGCAACGGUUGCCAGUGCCGGCGAUAAAAAGCGCCCAUUAUCAUCCAAUAACCCCUACAACUCUCGCGGCACAGCCAGUCCAUCAAUCGACAGCGACGCGCAACUAGCAGCAAAGCUACAAGCUGAGGAAGAUGCGCGAGCUAGUAGCAGGAGUCCAGGCGCACGAGGCGCUGCAUCAGAUUACUACACCGGAAAUACACCCAUUGCACAACCCGGUGCCUCCUACGCGGGUCCAUCGAGCAAUGUUGCUCCGGAAGAGAAAUCCCGUAGUAAGGGCUUUCUGAGCAAAUUGAUGGGCAAAAGUUCUAGUUCGCGACCACGUCCUACUCAAGCUGCGUAUGCUUCGUAUCCGCAGCAACAACCGCAAAAUAUGGGUUACAAUGAUCCGAACUAUGGUCGUUACCCGCAGGGUUAUGCUUAUGGUGGAUACCCACAGCAGAGUGGACCUUACUAUCAGCAACAACAAUAUCAACAACAGUAUCAGCAACAGCCUCAGCGGAAACAUGGCAUGGGCACUGCUGGUGCGGCUGCGUUAGGUGUUGGUGGUGGUUUGCUGGGUGGCUUGUUGCUUGCGGAUGUGGUGGAGGACUUGGGCGAUCAUAACGAUUACAAUGAUGGGGGUUGGGGUGGUGGAGGCCCCGGUGAUGGUGGUGGUUGGGAUGAUGGCGGCGGCGGUGGUGACUUCGGCGGUGGUGGUGAUUUCUAA